CCGCCUUGCUGUUGAUGUUUUAUCUCUUGUGUCUUUUAUUAUUACAAUUAAUUGAUUUCAUUUUUUUACCUUCUUUCUUUUUUUACACUCGUUAAACUAAUUAUUAUUGUUAUUCCCUGAAUUUCUGUUUCAUUGGUCUGGAAUGGCAAACAACUGAUUGGCCUGGUCGCUGUACAGUAACACCUUAAAAAUCUAGUCUGAUCAUAUGUUGAGCCUCUAUUUUGUUGUCUUGACACUUAUUGAGGCUUUAGAAUGAUUAUCGUAACAUUGAAUUUACUGAACGCAAAAAUUAUAACUGUCCUCCCAAUCUGUUGAUUUUUGACCUCUAAUUUACUUUACUCUAGAAUUUAGUAAAAGGUUGACCUGACAAUUAAAUCUACUUUGCUCCAAUUGUUCAUAUCAUCAUAUAUAGCCAGCUUAAGAUUCAAUGGAGAGUUCAAAGGGAGUCAAAUGCAAUUAAUGAUUUAUAGAGAGGCGGAUUUGCUUCUGUUUGUGACAAAAUUUGAUUACCCAAGUUAAUCGAAUUAACAGUUGACACAGAAAAAUAAACAUUUAUUGAAAAGUUGUGAACUUUAGUGAGAAGGAAGUGAAAGUAUUUAUUUUCUCUUCUAAUCAUCUUUGCAUCUUCAACAUAAUACCAUUGGCAACCCUACGAGCCACCUACGCAUUGACCUUUUGGCCUGGCCUGACAAUCUUGUCUCUCUACCUUUCAUUAGAGCAUUACCCUUUGCUUAUAAAUAAUAUUUAACCCAGUUAAAAAUGGCUUCAUCCAAACGAUUUGAGGAUCUUAAAGAAGAUUAUUACUCUGUUAGAGAUAAAAUAACAGCCCGAUUGAGACAAAGAAUUAGUGAAGCUGUUCUUAAUAACAUGUUCUCGGAAGGCGAUAAAAUUAUUGAUUAUAUGAAAAAUGAAGUAGACAUGGCUCCAAGUUUGGUUAAAACUGAAAUGAAUUUUAAUUGGAGUCAGAUUACUGCAGACUGGAAUGAUUACAAAAAUACUGCCCGAACCAAUCCUGGUGCAUUAAUUGGUGGUCCAUCCAUUGCUCCAUCAACUUCACGGCCAGUGGACUUUGAAACAAAUUUGAAGGUUACAAAAGGUAUUCAAAUUUUACAAAAAACUGGAGCCAGUUUAAGUCGAGCACAGAUGAUUGCCAAAGAAACUGAAACUAUUGGUACAACAGUUAUCACGGAAUUGGGUCAACAACGAGAAACAUUGACUCGAACAAGGGAAAGAUUAGAUGAAACUGGAUUUCAUUUGAAACGGGUGCAUGGUAUACUGAGAAGUAUCAAUAGGCGAGUUGUAACGAACAAAUUUCUACUCAUCGUUAUAAUUAUCAUUGAAGUGGGCAUAUUGGCAUGUCUAAUUUAUUGGAAGUUUUUCAAAUGAAAAUGUUGAUAUUUUUUGUUUUCAACUUUACAAAAUGCUGUGAUCUCAGUUUUUAAUGCUAUCCAAAUCAUAAUAGCAGCAACUAUAUUCUUGUUUUUUGUGUAUUACCAAACAAGGGAACCAAGAGAAGGACCUAUCGACUUUCCAUCAAACCACAAGCUGUUUUUUAAUCAAAGACAAUGAACAUGUUGAAUAUAUAUUUAUAAAUUUUCGUCUUAGUUAACAAUGGCAAACAAUUUACAACGAAAUGACUAAUUUUUUAUCCUACAAGAAUUACUUUUCAAUGUUUUCAUUCAUUUUUUAAUAACUAACUCACUGAUUAGACAAAAUCAAAGCGAUUGGAAUAAACCAGCCAAUUUUUUUUGCUAA
Molecule: messenger RNA, 1755 nt
Organism: Tetranychus urticae (two-spotted spider mite)
Lineage: Eukaryota; Metazoa; Arthropoda; Arachnida; Trombidiformes; Tetranychidae
Product: vesicle transport through interaction with t-SNAREs homolog 1A
Biological process (GO): vesicle fusion with Golgi apparatus; retrograde transport, endosome to Golgi; intra-Golgi vesicle-mediated transport
Cellular component (GO): Golgi apparatus; late endosome membrane; SNARE complex
Molecular function (GO): SNAP receptor activity; SNARE binding
Source: RefSeq, a predicted model, not a curated record